Messenger RNA from Petromyzon marinus (sea lamprey), 4227 nucleotides. RefSeq names its product beta-1,4-galactosyltransferase 2-like. Gene Ontology annotation, molecular function: galactosyltransferase activity. Gene Ontology annotation, cellular component: Golgi apparatus. The record is from RefSeq and is a predicted model, not a curated record. Gene Ontology annotation, biological process: carbohydrate metabolic process. Lineage: Eukaryota; Metazoa; Chordata; Hyperoartia; Petromyzontiformes; Petromyzontidae.
CGUGUACUUUUUCAACGGGCUAUUGUGGGCGUAUAUCGACGGCUAUUUUGUUUUAGCUUCAGUUGCAACAGUGUUUGGUUGUGUGUGCGCUGCACUGCGCGCGUGUGUGUGUUGGUUGGUUAGCGCUGGUUAUGCAAUGAGACGCUCCCCACGUACUGCAACGAGUGCUCCCUGGACAACGUUCAAAACGCGCUCUUAAUUUUGCCUCGUGUUCAUUUCUCAGAAUCCUUUUUAUUAUUUCGUCGCCAUCUCGUCCAGCGUUCUUACGUCGUGAGACAUUUAUAAAAGGUGUAAUUUUUUUUAUUAAAUCUAACGUUUUUUUUGUUAGAGGGGGAGGGGGGGGGCGGUGGUGGUGGUCGCAAGUAACGGUAUGCGGUGUCAUCGGUCAUUGGUUAAAAAUUAUUAUUUAUUUUAUUUUUAUUUCAGACGUGGAUAAAUUAACGGGGCAUCGUCUUGCGCUGAGCUGGGGCCUACCGGACAAGGCUUCGCAGUUCGUUAUUGUAACCUCUUGUUAAAAUUAAAGAUACUUGUACCCAGCCGUCGAUUCGUGUAAAUUGUUAUCUCGCAGUUUGACGUGUAAAUAUUGCGUAGCGUACAAAAAAAAACAAAUGCGCUCUUAAUUUUUUUUUUCAUUUUUACGCUGUUUAUAUCUACACCCGUCUUCAUUGUGUAACUACUUACUGUGUUUAAGGUUUUAUACGUAAGUACAAUGUCGAAAACGUAACAUUUUGUUUCGGUAAUUCUCAGUACAGUACGUGGUGUACAGUGUAUUAUUCAAAGCAGUAAAGUAAGCCAUUGUGCAUUGUAGAAUUUAUAGUGUUGUUAAUCGUGGAGGGGGUUGGGGGUUUGUCUUAAAAUACAUAACCUAGCAACCAUAUAACAUAAUAACGAAGCUUAUUUACAUCUUAACUAGUGUAGGGACAUACCGUUGCCUCUGUUUCUUUUUUUAAAUAUAUCUGUGGGUUUUAAACAGCAACCGCGCUUUGUACUGUAUGCGUCGUAGGGUAUAGAGAUUGUGUACAGUCGCAUAUUUAAUGCGUGUUAGAAGCUGUCGUUUUGAACGAAGCUAUAUGUAUAUAGUUGUACCAGUUUAAGAAUCGUAACUACUAACAACGGCGCGUUAUUAAUCGUCGCCCGUGGCAGUGGAGACUCGUGGUAAGAGUAGCCCUGAGUGUGACGUGUUCGCCUUGUUUUAAGUGUUGCUUGUGCAAUUAUAUUAAUGAUUAGUCCUGGGAUUUAUAUAGUUCCGAGUACCAGUAGGUUAAAGGUAAGCGUCUAUGCAAGAACAGUGUCUGGUUACUAACAUCUGCUACAAUUGUGUUGGUAAACAAAUACUAUUGACAAAUAAGAUUCUAAGUCCGACAUUUGUGCUAAGUGGGGUUGUAUUUAAAACUGUGCCGUUUCGUAAUGUAACGCAUAUUGUAUGUAUAUAAUUCAGCAGUGUAGGUUCACGGUUGUAUUAAGGCUAGUAACCACUCCCAAUGAGCUUUGUAUGUCUUAAUACAACUUGUUAAAGGUAGGUGUAAUACUCUCUAUAGGCAGAAACUAUAGAUAGUAAUUCCAUUGGUCUUUAUUUAAACGUAUUACAAGUCCAACUUCUGGCAUCAGCGGUUUGACUUUAAUGUUAAGUAGCCUGCAAUACAGUCGUGCGUAAAUUCCAAACGUCACAAGUUACACACCAUCAGGAAUCAUCGGUAGGCAACCCGCGAACAGUUACGCAACUUACGCGGUAUUCAUAAAAACCCUGUAUUCGCCAUUGACUUCCUGGAAGACGAGAAGGCGCACAGUUUCAUGCUAUUAAGAUGUGGGGCCACAACAUGUCGCUGGGGAGGGCCCUGGAGUUGGCCAGUAAGCUGGUCGUGGCCCUGUGUGCCCUGCACUUCUUCAUCAUGCUGGCGCUCUACCUGGACGUGCACACUCACACCAUGCACGCCCUGCGGCGAGCCGGCGUGGCCAACGUACCGGCCGCUGGUGCCGCUGUAUGGGCGCCAAGGAGUGGCGGUGGUCGGGAGACCCUGGCCUCGAACGGCAAGCGUGGGGGCCGCUUUCUCAGAGGGAGCUGCUGGGCCCAUGGGCCCUGGCAAGACACCUUUGGAGCCGUGUCCUGACUCGCCCAAGGGCCUCCUGGGUCCGUUAAAGGUGGAUUUCACAAAGACUCCAACUCUGGAGGAGGUGCAGAAGUCGAACCCGAAUGUGGAGCUGGGUGGCCGGUUCCGCCCCAAGGAUUGUCUGUCCAGCCAGAAGGUGGCCAUCAUCAUCCCCUUCCGGCACCGAGAUGAACACCUCAAGCACUGGCUCUACUACCUGCACCCUGUGCUUCAGCGACAACGCGUAGAGUACGGGGUCUACGUCCUUAACCAGUUUGGAGAGGGCAUGUUCAACCGAGCCAAGCUUAUGAACAUCGGCUACGUGGAGGCGCUCAAGGACGCCCCCUACGACUGUUUCAUCUUCAGCGACGUCGACCUGGUGCCCAUGGACGACCGCAACCUCUACCGCUGCUACGACAACCCCCGGCACUUCUCCGUCGCCAUGGACAAGUUCAGCUUCCGGCUGCCGUACAACUCGUACUUCGGUGGAGUGUCGGGCCUCUCCAAGGCACAGUACCUGAAGAUAAAUGGAUUUCCCAAUGAAUACUGGGGAUGGGGUGGCGAGGACGAUGACAUUUACAACAGGGUUGUUGUUCAGGGAAUGAGGCUGUCUCGACCCGACGGAAGUCUGGGACGCUACAGAAUGGUAAAGCAUGCAAGAGAUGCCAAAAAUGAGCCCAAUCCCAAGCGAUUCACGCAGAUCAAGAACACCAGACAUAACAUGGGAAGGGAUGGCAUCAACACCCUCAAGUACAGACACGUGGAGACAGUGAGGCAACCUCUCUACACCAAUGUCACCGUGGACGUUGGCAAAAUGCCAGCACGACACGUAGCUUAAAGUGUCCAGAGCUGUGGAAGUAAGAAUUUGAAGAACGGGAAUCGCAUUGCCUGCUGUUUCACGGUUCAGUCAUUACUUUGAAUGACUGGCUUGUGCUGGUGUCACAAAGGGAAGUUACAAAGUGUGGCAUCGCCGAAAGAAGAAAAGAAAAUUGGUGGAAAGAACGUUGACAAUAUUUUGGAAGUAAACACUAUUCAAGUAAAUAGCGUGUUAGGGCUGGCUUUCCAAAGUGUGAAAGGUGAGGGGAGAGUAAUGUCCCGUGGACAGUUAUGACUGAGAAUGGUGUGCAGUUGCAUUGUUGCAAGCCAUGCACGCUGUUUUGGCAAACAGGCAAAAUAUAUGGCUGAUGUUUGUUUUUUCACUCGGAUGCUUGUUGUUUUGUUAUAUUAUGUAUUGAUGUCGACGUGCUUUAUUUCGAGAUUUAAAUUUUUGAUUUCAAAAUAUAUAUGUGAAGGAAGAUCAGUUAUUUUGGGCAUAUUUUUUUUAUAUUGUGCAUGUACAUUGGCUCCAUUUUGCAUACUUUUAUCAUUCAUGCUUUCAUUCAAAAUAGUAUUUGCAGUUUGUAGACUAUUUUACAGCUUUAAUGUUUUAAUUUGUACUUAAUGACACUUUAAACAUAUUCUUUAGGUUGCUUAUUUUCAGCAACCAGGCAAUAAUUGUAAAGCUAAUAAUGUGGGUGACGUAGCCCUGCAUUACGUCAAGUUUGCUUUUGCACAGUGAAUAUAAUACAAGCGUAGAUGUCGAAUUUUUGCUCUCCGAGUAAAGCAUAUACUGUCUAUCAAUUAUAGCUAGCUCACACUUAAUGGGCCAGUGCUUGCAUUAGUACUGUUUACAGUUUUAUUGACACAUUAUAAACACGUGCCUUGUGGCUGAAACAUGACUGUGAUGUGUCAUGUCAAUCUAUUUCACCAUUAUGAUUGGCUUUUUCAUACACAUGUAACAAUCGACUAUUUAUUCACCUUAACGCUUUGAACAAAGUACAAUGCUGUGUUAUCAUUAAACCAGGUAAAGUACUGCUUUUCAUUAAACGAUGUGCAGAAAUACUCUACAAAUGUCACAUUUGCAUGUAUGUAAAAAACACAAUUGGGAUAAAUAAUUAUCAGAGAUUACACUCGUAAGCCUAAGAGUAUUAUAUUUUGAGGAUAAUUCGGAAAGUAGCAUGUGACGGGUUGCCUUUGAUUUUAUUAGUGUGUGCACUGGUCAUGUCCAAGCGCGCUAGGCCAGCUAAUGCUGCAUUUCACACUGUGUAAUCUUUAUUUCACUUCUUGGUUUUAACUAAUUAAACAACAUUAACAUUUCAUG